UCAGUUUAGUAAAAAUCAUUUCAGUUCAGCAAAAUUAAGGUGAAUGAAAUCGAGCCUAAGUCUACAAUAAUGAAAUUUACAUAUUAUAAAAUGGGGUGUACUAUAUACAAGCAUCCUUUAGAAAUCUUGAUUUACCCAAAAAAAAAAAACAUUAGUUGGACCAGUACACAAAGUGUUUCAUGAUUUACCCAAAAAAAAAAAUCAUUAGUUGGACCAGUACUAUAUACAAGCAUCCUUUGACAUACCGUAUGGCUUGACUUCCAAGCCACAAAGUGUUUCACUUAACAUUUGGACAUCAACCUUAGUAGUUAUAUACCUUUUUUUUUUAAGGGAACCUCAAUUAUAUAUUUACAUACGACUUGAAUUGGGGGUAUCCCAAGAAGAAAAACAAAAACACUCUUCUUAAAUUUCCAUGCUCAUAAAUACACUCUAAUAUCAAGCUUCAAUUCUGUUGCACUGCAAACACAAAACAAGCAAAAAAAAGGAAUAAGAAAAAAAAAAUCUUCUUUAACUUUGGGGGAAUAGAAGUACAACUUUCCUCAUUGUUUAGGGUUUGUUUUUAAAAUGGUUGAGUUUUGGCAAUUCAUGAAUGACAUAAAAUCAAUAAUUAUGAUGGUAACUGUUCAAGUUUCAUUUGCUGUUGUCAACAUUUUAUACAAGCUUGCUGCAGUUGAUGGCAUGAACCUCAGGGUCUUAGUGGCAUAUCGCCUUCUUUUCGCGGCCGCCUUCAUCGUCCCAGUCGCUUACUUUGUUGAAAGCAAUCUCACCUCAAAACCAAAGUUAACAUGGACGGUUCUCGGCCAAGCUUUUCUGUGUGGACUAUUCGGGGGAACAUUGGUUUAUAAUCUAUUUUUGGAGAGCCUUGUAUUAACCUCUGCCACCUUUGCUGCUGCUAUGUUAAAUCUUAUCCCUGCUAUUACCUUCAUUCUUGCUGUUUUUUUCAGGUUGGAGAAGGUAACACUAAAAACAUUUCCGGGAAGAGCAAAGGUUAUGGGAACUAUAGUUGGGAUUUUAGGUGCAAUGAUGCUUACAUUUUAUAAAGGUGCUGAAAUUAAGAUAGGGUCACCAAAGGCUCACCUAAUGAAAGACGCAGCUCAUGGACCAGUAAUGCAUGAUGCGCGAGAAUGUCUAAUUGGGUCCGUACUUGCGCUUGGUGGUUGUUGUUCAUAUGCUUCUUGGUUGAUUGUGCAGGCGAAGAUGAGUAUCAACUAUCCAAGUCCUUAUUCGUGCACAGCUUUGAUGAGUAUAAUGGGAUCAAUUCAAUCUGCCGUGUUCGCGUUUUGUAUGGAUCGAGACUUGAAAUCAUGGAAGCUGGGUUGGAACAUUCGACUUCUCACUAUUUCCUACUCCGGUAUUGUUGCUUCCGGUGUAAUGGUGACAUUAACCGCUUGGUGUAUUCGUCUUAAAGGACCAUUGUUCGUGUCCAUAUUCAACCCUUUAACAGUUGUUCUAGUCGCAUUUGCAGGAUAUCUCUUACUGGAUGGAAAGUUAUACUUUGGAAGUGUACUAGGAGCAAUAUUAAUCGUGAUCGGGUUAUAUGGGGUAGUAUGGGGUAAAGGGAAGGAGAUAAAGAAGAUAACAAAGCUUAUGCCUUCAAUGAGUUGCAAAGAUUCAAAUGAAGAUAUCGAAAUUAUUACAUCUUCAGUACUUGACAAGGGAAGCAACGCUAAUAAGGAUAUUGUUAUGAACAAUGCUUCAACAAGGCCAAAUUUUGCAACAAAGUAAGAUGAUAAUCACUCAUUUCAAAACGACAAUAUUGACGUUGAUGCUCAAUGAUGUGAAUCCAAAAAUGUUGUAUGAUUAUCAUGAAAAUCGGUAUGUUAAUCAUCUAUUACUCCAUGCUACAAGCUGUAAUGUAGGUUUAGUAGUCAUAAU
This is a messenger RNA of Chenopodium quinoa (quinoa), 1875 nucleotides long. RefSeq names its product WAT1-related protein At1g68170-like. NCBI's taxonomy places the organism in Eukaryota, Viridiplantae, Streptophyta, Magnoliopsida, Caryophyllales, Amaranthaceae. Gene Ontology annotation, cellular component: plasma membrane. The coding region runs from base 565 to 1725 and encodes 386 amino acids. Gene Ontology annotation, molecular function: transmembrane transporter activity. The record is from RefSeq and is a predicted model, not a curated record. The transcript has 8 exons.